AUGGAGCAGUACCACCCCAACCCGACACGCAAGAUGUCCUGCAUGGACAAGGGAGGGCACCCGACCUUUACCACCAUCCUUGCCUUCCUCGCGCUCGUCGCCUGCGCGCUCGACGGCCUGGCGAUCGGCAUCGCGGCCGACUACGUCGGCAUCCAGGCGGCGUACGGCGUCGGCCUCCUCCUCGACCUGUACAUGCUUUCCAUUGCCAUCGUCGCAUCCUGGAGCACAAUCACAUACUCGGUCAAGGGCAGGUACCCGCUCAAGUCCAAGUCAUACAACGUGCUGCAGUGGUGCGCACUCGUCGGCGCCAUCCUCCGCCUCAUCAUCGCCAUUGCCGGCGCGGCGCUGUUCCUCACCUACGGCGCCAUUGUCGGCAUCAUUGUCGGCCUGUGCUACUGCGGCUACUGGUUCUAUGUCUUCCACAUGAUGUACCAGCGCACGGGCAAGAACCCCAACUACCACAGCGGCGAGGCGGCGGCUGGCCUGACCAACAACAUGGCCCCGAUGGGCGGGUACGCCCAGAAGCCAUACUACGACGGCGGCCACCCGUACGCUGCUGUCGGCUCCCAGACUGCUCCCCAGCUCCAGUAUGCCGCACCCGCACCCUCACAGGCGCAGCAGCCGGCGCCGGGGCAGGGGUACCCGUAUCCCCAGGGCUACUACCAGGGGUCGUAUGGGCGAUGA
Molecule: messenger RNA, 684 nt
Organism: Vanrija pseudolonga
Lineage: Eukaryota; Fungi; Basidiomycota; Tremellomycetes; Trichosporonales; Trichosporonaceae
Exons: 3
Coding region: 1-684 (227 amino acids)
Source: RefSeq, a predicted model, not a curated record